Messenger RNA from Lottia gigantea (owl limpet), 6825 nucleotides. RefSeq lists its product as hypothetical. Gene Ontology annotation, cellular component: nucleus. NCBI's taxonomy places the organism in Eukaryota, Metazoa, Mollusca, Gastropoda, Lottiidae. The coding region runs from base 1 to 6825 and encodes 2274 amino acids. The transcript has 38 exons. The record is from RefSeq and is a predicted model, not a curated record.
AUGCAAGCUUUAGAAGGGAAUCUACCAUUCUGUUGGCAAUCUAAUGAAAGAGCAUUCCUGAAAGAUUUUGUUGCUUGUACUCCUGGUACUAGUGGAGGAAGAUUAGCAAGAUGGUUACAGCCUGAUUCCUAUCUAGAUCCUAAACAAUGUGAAAUAGUGUGUAAUAAAGAAGAACUAAAAUGCAGUUGGCCAGCUGUGAUAACUAUAAUGAAUAAAGAUCAGUAUGGACAGUUAGUUAAUGUACCUAAUCUAAAGGUGGAAGUAAAAGCAGUACCAGUAGAUAUGAAAGAUGGAUUAGGUGAUGACAGUAAGAAGAUGAGAAGGUUAAGUAGACCUGAUGAUGGGGACCUGACAUUUGGUGGUUUACCCACUCCAGUACUAGAUGUACCAUAUGAACCAGUGGUUAAAGAUAGGAGGGAUAUCUUCCAUUCUAUUACUAUGAUGAAGUGCUAUGAAAACUAUUCAUUUGAAGAGCUAAGAUUUGCUGCACCAGCUGUACCUAGACCUAGUGAGAAUAUGUUAGUCAGGGCUAAUCUAGAUGGUACUUAUAGUGCUAAUUGGACACCAGGCUGUGUUGGCUUUUAUAAUAUACAUGUUACAAUUGAUGGCUUUGAAACAGGAGAUGUGUAUAAGGUUGAAGUUAAAGAACCACCUCAAGGUGUAACACCACCACCUCAAAGCAUUAAGAAGCACCAUCAACCUAGUAGGGUAAGCACACUCAAUUUAUCAUCACAUCAUCAUCCUAGUAGGAUGCGUAAAUUUGUAGCUAAAUACAGUGCUGGAUUAAGAAUAAGAAUACAUCCAACUUUACAGUCAGAACAAUGUGGUGUAAUCAAACCUGAUGGAAUCAUUUCUUUUAUUGAUGAGAUCCACAAUGAUGAUGGAGUAUGGGUAAGAUUGAGUCCUGACAGUAUCAAAGAUUGGUGUGAUAAUGGGUAUGUAGAGGCCUGGUGUGUACAAUAUAACCAACAUUUAGGGAAGACAUUACUAGUUCCUGUUGAUGAACCUAAAUCUGUAUUAGAUAUGAAAGAACCAAUGAUAAGGGAAUACACUGAGCCGAGAUCAAAACCUACCAAAGGACCCAGAGGUCCUGGAGUAUAUCAAUGUAUUAAUUGUGGAUCCUAUGGACAUAAUAUAAGAACCAGACCUAAUCUGAAAGCAACUGCCAUUGGUAUGGUAACUUUAGGAGAAAAACUUGUAGCUAUUGAUGAAGUAAUUAACCAGGAUGGAGUGUGGGUAAAAUUAGAUCCAGAGAGUAAAGAUAAUUACUGUUUUAAUAAGGAGUCUGAAGCCUGGUCUCUGGUGUGUAAUGUCAGUGGUACAGCUUUCCUACAACAUGAGUCUGAUAUAGCUGAUAGUGAUCCAUUCUCCUUUAAUACUUUACCACAAACUGUACAGAGGGGUUUUGAUUUUUCUGCAGCUCAAGGUGAGAGUAGAUUCAAUGGAAAUGGACCAACACCUAAUCCAUCACCACCUGGUUCACCUAAAGUAUCAUCAAGAAGUUCUAGUCCUAAACUCAAAACUGAUUCGGGGGGAUCUACUAGAUCACAGUCACCAUCAGUAAGAGGGGAAAGUACUGGUAAAGAAGAAACAUUUAAAACACCACCAUCCUCACCUCUACCAAUAAAAGUUAAUAAACCUAAAUUACACAGAGAAGAUUCCUUUGAAAGAAUAUCCAAAUCUCCAUCAGCCAGUCCUCCAUCUGUAAAGAAAAGUAUAAGAAAGGACGAAGAUAGUAAAGAUUCAAGUUCGAUUGGGUCUGGUUUAUUAAGACCUGAUGAUAAAGGCUCCAGUGUAGAUGGUGUUCAGACAGGAUCACCCAGUGUUAAAUUUACUGCUAUUCCCAAAACAGUAAGUCCUCAUAGAACAAGAAGUAGAAGUCCAAAACAGCUCUCUGCUUCAAGUUCAAGGUCAAAUAGUCCAUCAAUUCCUGGUACAUUUAAUAUUGGUACUGAUGAUCCUGUUAGGCUGUCUCCAAAGGCAGCAAGGAAAGAUAGAGGAAGACAAUUAAGGUCAAAACGUGAAAGAGCUGCUUCACCAUCUCCAAGAGAUACCACACCAGUUGGUAUAAACAGAGGUCAAGCUUCUUCAUCAGCAUCUAUUAUUCAUGAUCAGCUACGAGAACCAGUCCAUGAAGCUCUUUCCCCAUCUGUAGCUGAAUGUAUGAGGGCUGUUUUUGCUGCAUUCAUGUGGCAUGAAGGUAUUGUCCAUGAUGCCAUGGCUUGUGCAUCCUGUUUGAAAUUCCAUCCUGACCUUUCAAAAGAAAUGUCUAAGACUAAAAUCAAGAAGGAAGAGAAGCCAAGGACUAGACAUUUGACUGAUUCCAGUAAAGAUAAGAAAGAGAGAAAGAAGGAGAAUAUCAAUGAGAGUCGUAAAGAAGAUAUUUCUGAUGAUUCCCAGCUUCCACCUACACUUCAACAUCUGGUGUAUUUCUGGGAAGAUUUAGCUGGAGCUGUUUUGAAGGUGGUGAAGCAGGAUAUAGUAGUCCCUAGUCCAGCUCUGAUGAAUCGAGAAAAGAAAGUAGUGGAAAAGAAGGACAGGAACAAGGAUAAGGAGAGUAAGAGUAAGAAGAGAAAGGAAGGUAAAGCUCGAGGAAAGGGAAUGUUUGGAGAAGAUGUAGCUAGAUUGUUUGGAGCUCAAGGCCCUGGGAAUGGAGGAGGAGGGGAAAAAGAAUCUGUGUGUGAGCUUUGUGAUUUCUCAUUUAGCCAUCCAGUUACUUACCACAUGAGACAAGCUCAUCCUGGCUGUGGACGCCAUGCAUGUGGAAAGGGUUACAAUAGUGGUGGAAAUUUCUGUGGGGGUUGGGCUGGUAAUUGUGGGGAAGGAGGCAUAGGAGGAAGUAGUUGGUAUUUGAUGUGUGACCAAUGUCGUGACAAAUAUUUAAAAGAAAAAAGACAGUCACAGAAAGAGAAAGAGAGAGAAAAAACCAAGAAAGUGAAGAAAAAGACAACUGUUAUGAAACCCACUUCAACUCUUGUUACUCAUUUGGAUGUUCACACAGUGUUAAAGAACAAUGCCAUGUUCCUCCUGGAUUUAGCAAGUGCUAGUGGAUUUACUCUUCCAAAAAAUAUCAAGAAGAAUGGUCAUAGUCGCAGUGAUAUAUACUUGCCGAGUGUCAGUGAAAAUUUGAGUACAGAAUCAGAACCGUUUCCACCAAUUCCUUACAUGUCUAAUCUGAAAACUCCAGGCCAUUCACCACAACCAAAAUCAGCUGGCACCAGUCCUGAUUCUGAAGCAGGGAAGAAGAUAUUCCAUCGGAGUAUAUCAGAGAUGUCAACAGAUGAUGAAAAUGGUGCCAAUCAUGAGAGGAAUCGUAUGGUUACACCUCGACGUAGGAACAACAGUGGUGGUGUUGGAGAUGGAGGUAUGUCUUUACUGAAACACCCAUCAGCAGCCAUGACUAAACUGAUAUUAUCUCUAGACAGUACCACUGAUUUCGGUGAGAUGAGACUUAGACGUCCAGUAUUAGACUUUAUUAUCCAGAGACAUGAUUUAGAUGGUUUACAAUGGGCAAUGAGACAGGCCUUACGUAAGGCAGCUUGUAGAGUUUUCGCUUUGCAGGCUUUUAAUUGGUUACUUAGAAGUGUUAUUCAGCCAUCUUGUAUCCAUGAUCUACUGUGGUUCUUUGUUGCUUCUUUGAUGCCAAGUCCUGUUGAAGAGGACGAAGAAGAAGAUAAAGAUGGGAAAGAAGGAAAAGACAAGGACCUAAAGGAAAUAAAAGAUCCCAGAGAAAUAGCUCUGAAGAAUUUGAUGAAAAGAGAUCAAGAGGAGAAUCCACUUUGUGAUCAUCCAAUAGAAGAUAUAGCACUAGCAGGAAAAGCUGUAGCACCUUUACCAGAAGUAUUUCAUACAUUCUUACAAUCAAUAUCAGAUAUAAUGAUGCAUCUACCAUCUGGUUCUGCUCUACAGCGUAUGGGAGUAUGUUGUUAUUCUAUCAAGUUUCAACAGUCAGACCACCAGUUUCUACAUGAGAGUCAUGUAUUUAGUAAUAUAUCUAGAAUAUUGACUAGAUCAGAGGAAGACAAUGAUGAUAAUAGUAUAGAUUUCUCUCAAGUUCAGGUUGGUUUCAGAGUAUCAUGUUUAAAAGAUAUUACAUCACAAACUGAUAUGAAGGCUUCCAGUAGACAAGCUAUGAUAGGUAGUUUAAAUGAUAAUACAACAGAAACAUUUUGGGAGAGUGGAGAAGAAGACAGGAAUAGAUUGAAAUCAUUAACAUUAGAUUGUUCUAAUAAAACAGAACCAUAUGCUAUAUACGUUCAUAUUGAUAACUCCAGAGAUAUUCAGAAUAAAGUUGGUAACAUUACAUUUAGUGCUGGAGUUGGUGUUGAAGAUAUUCAUAAACUUAAAUCUGUUGAUUUAGAAAGCCGCCAUAUUGGAUGGAUCUGUUGUUCUAUACCAGAUUCUAACUACCGUCAUAUACAGCUUGAACUUAAAGGACCUGAUCAGAGUUUACGUGUUCGUCAAGUUAAGAUACUAGGUACAAUUGAAGAUGAAGAUAUAAAUCUACCUGUUAAAAAGAAUGCACUCGAUCUUCAACAAGAUUUUUGUGAAGCUGAAACUCUUCGUGUGUUUAGAAAUUUGACAUCACAGGUAUUUGAUAAACUGAUAUUCAAUGAUCAAGAAUCUGAUGCUAUAGAUGGUGAUAAUGAUCUAAAAGAACAUAUGGUAGGAAUAUUAUUUAGUAGGAGUAAAUUCUCACAUCUACAGAAACAGGUAUGUUCUCAUAUAGUACAAGGAUUCCGUAAAGAGACAGCUAGAAUAAGAGAAGAAUGGGAACAUUCACUUACUAAUAGAGAGGACAAACUAGAAGAAAAUAGAGCCUCUGAUGUAUAUUGUUUUGAGUUAUUAUCAAUGGUAUUAGCUCUAAGUGGAUCAACAGUGGGAAGAAAUUAUCUCUCACAACAACAUGGUUUGAUACAGGCUCUGUUUAGUUUAUUACAUACAGCUACACCUAGAAUACAGAGACAGGUUAUAUCUGUUUUAAGAAGAGUAUUGCCCGAUAUUAAACCUCAAGCUCUAGCUAGUAUACUUUCAAUACCAGCUCUACCACCAGUCGACUAUAGUAUUAUAUCAGCUGGUAACAGAGACGAAGAACGAUAUGCUGACUUUGAUCCAGAGACCCCUGGAAUAUUGGAUGUUUUCUUAGCAUGUAUUAGUAAAGCAUUAACAGUUCAGACUAAAGUCAAGACAGUAGGACCCAGUAAAGGUCUUACAACUCAUACUUUAGCUGAAAACAUUGCUUCUGAUAAAUAUUCAAGAUGGUGGUUCCGUGGUGAAAUGUCAGCUGGACUUGCUAAUAGUGUUAUACAACUAGUACAAGAUAUGGCCACGGGAAAAUUUUCUGAUCUAUGGGCAGUAGUUACUAAAGCUGCUAUAGCUGAAGCUAUUUUAAACCUAACUAAAUUAGAUGAAGAAUUAAGAGCACCUGAAAUCUGUCUCACCACACCAACACUAUGGUUAGCCCUAGCCUCUCUAUGUGUAUUAGAUAAAGAUCAUGUUGAAAGAUUAUCAUCUGGUGAAUGGGUCAGUAGUCCUGAUACACAACAUGGUCAGCCAAGGCCAACAUGUGAUAACCAUGAUGAUAAUGUAACAUCAGCUAUUAUACUGUGUACAGAAUGUGGUAAUCUAUGUGCUGAUUGUGAUAGAUAUCUACAUUUACAUCGUAGAACUCGUACACAUCAACGACAGGUGUUUAAAGAAGAGGAAGAAGCAAUAAAGGUAGAUUUACAUGAAGGAUGUGGAAGAACCAAACUAUUCUGGGUGAUGGCUUUAGCUGAUUCCAAAACAUUGAAAGCAAUGGUGGAAUUCAGAGAAGGUAAAGUAUCAAGUGCUAGUAUGGGACCAGGUACCUGUAGAUUCUGUGGAGCUACCAGUAAGACAGGAGUAUUAGCUAUAGGUAAUGUCUGUUCUGAUCCUGAUUGUCAGGAGACAGCUAAGUUAGCUUGUAGUAAGAUCUUACCAUGUCACCAUCCUUGUGGUGGAAUCAAGAAUGAAGAGAAGUGUCUACCCUGUCUACAUGGAUGUAAAAAUGGUGAUGGUGAACAGUUGAAACAAGAUGCUGAUGAUAUGUGUAUGAUAUGUUUUACUGAGGCUCUAUCUGCAGCUCCUGCUAUUAAGUUGAAAUGUGGUCAUGUAUUUCAUCUACAGUGUAGUAGAACUAUUCUAGAGAAAAGAUGGGUUGGCCCAAGAAUUACGUUUGGUUUUUCACUUUGUCCUAUUUGUAAGGCUACUAUAGAUCAUCCAGUAUUAAAAGAGCUAUUAGAUCCUAUAAGAGAACUAUAUGAUGAUGUUAAACGUAAAGCCUUAAUGAGACUGGAGUAUGAAGGACUACACAAGGCAGAAGCUAUAACUACACCAGGAGCUAGGUUUUAUAAAGAUCCUGCUGGAUUCUCUAUGGAUAGAUAUGCUUACUAUGUCUGUUAUAAAUGUAAUAAGGCGUAUUAUGGAGGUGAAGCUAGAUGUGAUGAACAGGCUGGUGGAGGUGAAGAUUAUGAUCCUAAAGAACUUGUUUGUGGUGGUUGUUCAGAUGUUUCUAGUGCUCAGAUGUGUCCCAAACAUGGCACUGAUUUUCUGGAGUACAAAUGUCGAUAUUGUUGUUCUGUGGCUGUAUUUUUCUGUUUUGGUACCACCCAUUUCUGUAAUGCCUGCCAUGAUGAUUUCCAACGUGUCACCAAUGUUCCUAAAUCAGAACUACCACACUGUCCUGCUGGACCUAGAUGUAAACAGUUAGAUGGUGAUGAAUGUCCUCUUCAUGUCCAACAUCCAGUAACAGGGGAAGAAUUUGCUCUUGGCUGUGGUGUUUGUAGAAAUGCUCACACUUUUUAA